GGCCCGGCCCCGGGGGCGCGGCCGCCCGGGCCUCCGUGUGCCCCAGGGGGCUCCGGGCCGCGAGCCGCUGCCGAAUGGCUUUUGACAAAAAAACCCUUGACCACCAAGGCCAGCCUCUUCCUGAAAGCCCCGCUCGCUCCGAUACAGGAAGUAGAAGGGAGCGAGCGCCCCAGAGCGCGGCGGCAGCGGCGGCCUGGCCCUUCCAGAGGGCGAGAGCCAGGGACAUGCGGGCGCCCGGGACUCCGCGUUCCGCGCGGCCCGGCGCCUGAGCGCCUCCGUUCCCCGUCCCGGAGCUGCCGGCGGCAUGAUCCGACACGCCGGGGCGCCCGCGCGCGGGGACCCCACGGGUCCGGUUCCAGUUGUUGGCAAAGGAGAGGAAGAGGAAGAGGAAGAUGGCAUGCGGCUUUGUCUGCCAGCCAACCCGAAGAACUGCCUUCCUCGCCGCCGGGGCAUCAGCAUCCUGGAGAAGCUCAUCAAAACAUGCCCGGUGUGGCUGCAGCUGAGUCUGGGCCAGGCAGAGGUGGCCAGGAUCCUGCACCGGGUGGUGGCCGGGAUGUUCCUGGUCCGCCGGGACAGCAGCUCGAAGCAGCUGGUGCUCUGUGUCCACUUUCCUUCUCUGAACGAAAGCUCGGCCGAGGUGCUCGAAUACACCAUUAAGGAAGAAAAGUCGAUAUUGUACCUGGAAGGCUCGGCUCUUGUGUUUGAGGACAUCUUCAGACUGAUUGCAUUCUACUGUGUCAGUAGAGACUUACUGCCCUUCACACUGCGGCUACCCCAGGCCAUCCUUGAGGCCAGCAGCUUCACGGACCUUGAGACCAUCGCCAACCUGGGUCUGGGUUUCUGGGACUCCUCGCUGAAUCCUCCACAAGAAAGAGGGAAGCCAGCAGAGCCCCCAAGAGACCGGGCCCCCGGAUUCCCCCUAGUCUCCAGCCUCAGGCCCACAGCCCAUGACGCAAACUGUGCCUGUGAAAUCGAGCUGUCGGUAGGAAAUGACCGCCUGUGGUUUGUGAAUCCUAUUUUCAUCGAGGACUGCAGCAGCACCCUGCCCACCGACCAGCCACCUCUUGGAAAUUGCCCUGCACGCCCUUUGCCGCCCACCUCUGAUGCUACCUCACCCACCUCCAGGUGGGCCCCACGCCGCCCACCACCCCCUCCCCCAGUGCUGCCCCUGCAGCCCUGCAGCCCAGCCCAGCCCCCUCUGCUCCCUGCUCUUGCCCCCGCCCCUGCCUGUCCUUUGCCCACCUCUCCCCCAGUGCCUGCCCCCCACGUCACACCCCAUGCCCCAGGUCCCCCAGACCAUCCGAACCAGCCGCCCAUGACGACCUGCGAGAGACUCCCAUGCCCCACUGCAGGCCUGGGCCCCCUCAGGGAGGAAGCGAUGAAGCCAGGGGCAGCCUCCAGUCCCUUGCAGCAGGCCCCCGCCCCGCCACUGCCUGCGAAGAAGAACCUUCCCACUGCCCCUCCCAGACGCCGCGUUUCCGAGAGGGUGUCCUUAGAAGACCAAAGUCCAGGGAUGGCGGCAGAGGGGGACCAGCUCAGCCUGCCUCCCCAAGGGACCUCAGACGGCCCUGAGGACACACCCCGGGAGAGCACGGAGCAAGGCCAGGACACAGAGGUGAAAGCCAGCGAUCCCGACAGCAUGCCGGAGCUGCCCAGGACGGCCAAACAACCCCCAGUCCCGCCCCCCAGGAAAAAACGGAUCUCUCGACAACUGGCCUCGACCCUCCCAGCUCCCUUAGAGAACGCUGAGCUCUGCACACAGACUUUGGCCUUGGAGACACCCACGCCGGGUCCACCCAGAGAGGGCCAAAGCCCUGCUUCUCAGGCUGGGAAUCAGCACCCUCCUGCCCAGGCCACUGCCCAUUCCCAGAGCUCUCCAGAGUUCAAGGGCUCCCUGGCCUCCCUCUCAGACAGCUUGGGGGUGUCUGUCAUGGCCACCGACCAGGACUCCUACUCCACCAGCAGCACGGAGGAGGAGCUGGAGCAGUUCAGCAGCCCCAGCGUGAAGAAGAAGCCCUCCAUGAUCCUGGGCAAGGCUCGGCACCGGCUGAGCUUCGCCAGUUUCAGCAGCAUGUUCCACGCUUUCCUCUCCAACAACCGCAAGCUGUACAAGAAGGUGGUGGAGCUGGCGCAGGACAAGGCCUCGUACUUUGGCAGCCUGGUGCAGGACUACAAGGUGUACAGCCUGGAGAUGAUGGCGCGCCAGACCUCCAGCACGGAGAUGCUGCAGGAGAUUCGCACCAUGAUGACCCAGCUCAAGAGCUACCUGCUGCAGAGCACCGAGCUCAAGGCCCUGGUGGACCCUGCCCUGCACUCCGAGGAGGAGCUCGGUCAGUGCCCUGGGAGGAGGUGGCAGGGAAGAGAGGGCGGUGGGGCUCACAGACUCAGGAACCCCUUAGGACAAAAGAGGCCUAUGCAGUGGACGCUGUUGGUGCCCACCCCCCAUCCCUUCCUGGGCACCAGGAACUUUCUCUGGCUGCUGCAAGAAGCAAUUGUAGAGUCUGCCUUGUACAAAUGUGUCCUGAAGCCCCUGAAGGAAGCCAUCAACUCAUGCCUGCAUGAGAUCCACAGCAAGGAUGGUUCGCUGCAGCAGCUCAAGGAGAACCAGUUAGUGAUCCUGGCCACCACCACCACUGACCUAGGUGUGACCACCAGCGUGCCGGAGGUGCCCAUGAUGGAGAAGAUCCUGCAGAAGUUCACCAGCAUGCACAAGGCCUACUCACCUGAGAAGAAGAUCUCCAUCCUGCUCAAGACCUGCAAACUCAUCUACGACUCCAUGGCCCUCGGCAACCCAGGGAAGCCCUAUGGGGCGGAUGACUUCCUGCCUGUGCUCAUGUAUGUGCUGGCCCGCAGCAACCUCACGGAGAUGCUUCUCGAUGUGGAGUACAUGAUGGAGCUCAUGGACCCCGCCCUGCAGCUGGGGGAGGGUUCCUACUAUCUGACCACCACCUACGGGGCCCUGGAGCACAUCAAGAGCUAUGACAAGAUCACGGUGACCCGGCAGCUGAGUGUGGAGGUGCAGGACUCCAUCCACCGCUGGGAGCGCCGGCGUACGCUCAACAAGGCCCGGGCCUCCCGCUCCUCCGUACAGGACUUCAUCUGCGUGUCCUACCUGGAGCCCGAGCAGCAGGCGCGGACACUGGCGUCGCGGGCGGACACCCAGGCCCAGGCGCUGUGCGCGCAGUGCGCGGAGAAGUUCGCGGUGGAGAGGCCGCAGGCGCACCGGCUGUUCGUGCUGGUGGACGGGCGCUGCUUCCAGCUGGCGGACGACGCGCUGCCGCACCGCAUCAAGGGCUACCUGCUGCGCAUCGAGCCCAAGCGCGACUUCCACUUCGUCUACCGGCCCCUGGACGGUGGCGGCGGCGGCGGGAGCCCACCCUGCCUGGUGGUGCGGGAGCCCAACUUCCUGUGAGGCCCUCCCGGGGCGCCUCCCCUCACCCCCAGGCGCACAUCUGGCCCCGCCUCUGGCUGCGCACUCCCGACCGCGACGUCCGCGCAGCAGAGGGACAUGGGCCAUUCCAUGACGUGCCCAGGCCACCGUCGCAGGACAGUUGUGAAAUAACAUGACGCUCGUCCAAGGCCACUUCCUGAGGGCAAGUCCUAAUAGCACUGAGACACCGAGACGGCAUGUUCUUCAUUAGACGGAAAGGGAAACUGAGGCUCAGAGAGGAGAGAGGCGCUCCAGGCCGCUGCAGCCAACAAACCGGCACCCUCUUCACACGUAGCUCCUCAGGCCAUUCCCCAUGAGUCCCCCACACCCACCCCAUCCUCGGUCUUUGCAAAGAAGGGCCCGAGCUUAGUUUCCCCAGGACUGGCCGAGGAAGGAGCACCGGCCACAGCUCCUCCCCGUGCCACUCAGGGUGGACCCAGCAUCUCAGGAGCACCUCAGGGUGUGGGUUAAGAGACAGGCCUCCACCCCUGCACCAGAGCCUGCUCUUAGCUCCCGGUGCCCCCAGACCCCGCAGCUCUGUGCCCGGCAAGAAGCAGCUAGAUACACGCCAGGGCGCCAAGCAGGGCCAGCUCCACGGACCCAUGGACAAGCCCAGCCCCGCCUCAGGGAAAACAGGGCCUUUUCCUACAGGACACGCCCCAGAGCUGUGGCAGAUUGCAGGAGCCAUCGUGUGGGGAUAAUUUAAUAAAAGCCCUUUUGAAAAUGA
Pan troglodytes (chimpanzee) is the source of this 4157-nucleotide messenger RNA. It is a transcript of the gene RIN3, whose product is annotated as Ras and Rab interactor 3. The record is from RefSeq and is a predicted model, not a curated record. The coding region runs from base 305 to 3412 and encodes 1035 amino acids. Gene Ontology annotation, molecular function: guanyl-nucleotide exchange factor activity; small GTPase binding. Gene Ontology annotation, cellular component: cytosol; endocytic vesicle. Lineage: Eukaryota; Metazoa; Chordata; Mammalia; Primates; Hominidae. Gene Ontology annotation, biological process: signal transduction; vesicle-mediated transport. The transcript is spliced from 10 exons.